Messenger RNA from Symbiodinium pilosum, 636 nucleotides. NCBI's taxonomy places the organism in Eukaryota, Dinophyceae, Suessiales, Symbiodiniaceae. The record is from the annotation of a GenBank genome assembly.
AUGGCUACCCGCAUGGCAGACGAUGCUGCUGACGCCACGCAAGAAUCUGAUUCUGAGGCUGCUCCAACAUGCAAGAUAGUACUCCAUGGCUUGCAGGGUGAGAGAAAGGAGCUCAGAGAUGUCCCUCUCCGGGAGACUUUUGCUUCCUUCUGCCGACGUGUGCGAGAAGUGACAGGUGCGUUCCAUCAUGGGCAUGACGUUCAGCUGGUGCAUGGAGCUAAAGUUCUGACAGAGGCAAGCUCGACACCGUUAAUUUCUAUGAGCUUGUUUAACGCCACCGAUACUGACGUCGAGCUGACAUACCUGUUCAAAGAAGUUUUACUGGACCCGGAGAAUCUCCACAUGGGCUUCACAUCGGUGCCAGCAAGGGACAGUCCACCGCCUGCGUUUGAUCAAGCGCUCUUUAAUGGCCAGCGGCGCUGCGUCGAGUGGGCCAGGGAGGUGCAAGCAUCCCGCGAGAUGCGCUUGGAGCGGUUGGUGGUAGCCGUACCUCCGGGCAUGUCGGAAGCCCAAUUGUGCAUAGGCAGCCGCCAACGGCUCCCAGGCGAGAUUGCUGAUGCUGCCUGGGGCCGCGCAAUGGAGACCAGCCCUGGGCAAACCUUGGUUUAUAUGUACGAAGGCCAAGCGGACAGCUAG